AUGCGCGCCGCGGGCGGAGGCCGGGACGAGGCGGCUGGACGCGCGGACGGCCAGGGCGACCCCGGCCACCGGGACCCCGACGCCGGCGACGCGGGGCGCGCGCUCGGAGCCGACGGCGCGGACGCGCUCGGGCCCGGCGCCCACGCGCCGUCCGAGGCCGCCGGGCCCGCGCCCAGAGCCCCGGGCAGCCGCCCGAUCCAGUUGUAUCCUACUUGCGGCACCGCGGGGGCGGGGGCGGGGGCGGGCCGGGCCCGGCCGGGCUUCGUCGCGCAGCCCUUCCGGUCGCCCGUGGAGGCGCACGUGGCUCGCCAGGCGCUGGCCCGCCGUGACCAGCCCCUCCCCGGGGCCGUGCGCGCGGAGCUCCUGGUGUCCGGCAGCAUCCUGUCCCCUGCUGACCGCGGAAGACCCGCCCAGCUGCGAGUGUCCGUCGCCGCGUUCCUGGAGCAGCUCUCCGCGGUGGUGCGGGCCCUGCAGCGCUCCGGGCCCCCCGUGGUGGUGAAGCCGAGGCCGGAGUUCGGGGGCUAG
Messenger RNA from Talpa occidentalis (Iberian mole), 525 nucleotides. RefSeq names its product EKC/KEOPS complex subunit LAGE3-like. NCBI's taxonomy places the organism in Eukaryota, Metazoa, Chordata, Mammalia, Eulipotyphla, Talpidae. Bases 1 to 525 code for a protein of 174 amino acids. Gene Ontology annotation, cellular component: EKC/KEOPS complex. The transcript is spliced from 3 exons. The record is from RefSeq and is a predicted model, not a curated record.